Molecule: messenger RNA, 816 nt
Organism: Chlorocebus sabaeus (green monkey)
Lineage: Eukaryota; Metazoa; Chordata; Mammalia; Primates; Cercopithecidae
Gene: TIMM8B
Product: translocase of inner mitochondrial membrane 8 homolog B
Source: RefSeq, a predicted model, not a curated record
GAUAGGCGGGGCACACCCGUCGCGCUUGCGCAAACACGGUUGUCGGAAAGUGGCGAGCCUGAGGCGAACAAUGGCGGAGCUAGGUGAAGCUGGUGAAGCUGAGUUGCAGCGCCUCGUGGCCGCCGAACAGCAGAAGGCGCAGUUUACUGCACAGGUGCAUCACUUCAUGGAGUUAUGUUGGGAUAAAUGUGUGGAGAAGCCAGGGAAUCGCCUAGACUCUCGCACUGAAAAUUGUCUCUCCAGCUGUGUAGACCGCUUCAUUGACACCACUCUUGCCAUCACCAGUCGGUUUGCCCAGAUUGUACAGAAAGGAGGGCAGUAGGCCAUCCCCCAGGAGAAUGACAGAAGCAAAGGACUUGUUAUUAAGCAGACUUAAGGGCCUGUGGGGGAAGGCUGUCAACCCAUUGUCAGAUCAGCAUCAGGCUGUUAUCAAGUCUGUUGGUGCUAAAAAGUAAAAGAUGAAAUGUUCAAAGAGUGAAAUUUAUUUAUUUGGAAUUCAGAAAUUCCAGGUUGUUAUCAUGUCAGUUACUCAAUAAGUGUGAAUUCUCCAACUCUUCUUUUAAUCCCAUUUUAGAAUUUAAUAUAGAGAUCUCUGAUUGGCAGGAACACUAGAAAUAAAUGUUCCAUGGCCAGUAGUGCAAAUGGGGGAUUGUAGGUUUUUACAAAACCACCCUAAGCCAUAUUAAGGGGGUUGGAAGAACCAUCAAAGCCUAAGGCAUAGAAGAAAAUUUGGGGUUAAGAAAGGUGAAGAACAGAAAACAGCUUUAUUGCUUAUACACGACCAAGAAAAGGUAAACAUGGCAAAAAAAAAAAAAA